Cladocopium goreaui is the source of this 1455-nucleotide messenger RNA. Lineage: Eukaryota; Dinophyceae; Suessiales; Symbiodiniaceae. The record is from the annotation of a GenBank genome assembly.
AUGGCAUCCGCAUGUCGUUGGGAGGUCAUUGGCGGAGGAGAGAAGGGCGGCCUCGUGGUUCGAGAUGGACAGAGCACCAACUCCAACCAGUUGGAUCGUUUGGCUACGGGCUCCAUUGUAACGGAGCUGGAGAAAGUGGGCGAUCGCAUUCACUACGAGUUGAUCUCUGGCAGUGGGCCCAAUAAGGGCUGGGUGAGUAUCAAUCUGAAGGGAAAGGAGCUGCUGCGGUCUUUGCCGGUUGGGCUCCCAAUGGUUGAGCUGGAGAUUGCUCCGAAAGCUGCGGAGGUCGAGAAAGCUGAGGUAGUGCCUGUCGAGCCAGCAGUUGAGCCCAAGAAAGAAACCUCCAAGGCGGCAGCUGCGGAAGCUGCAGACGCUGAAGCCUGGUGGUUGGAUGCGGCGCGCAAAGCGCCCUCGGCGAUCAAUGGUGAUCUACUGGAUGCUUUCCUGGAGAAGGCGACCUCGAAGCUGGAAGCGCCAGGGGAUUAUUUGGGUGGGCAAUUGCCAGUGAUGCCACGAACCGUGGGGCUUCCGACCUGGGCCGCGUUGCCGGACAAGGCCAAGAAACAGUUUCCGGAGAAGUCAAGAAAGCCCAUGAUCCGUCUCUACUGCUUCCCUGGUGCUGCUGACAACUACAUGCUCUGGCUGGAGCUUGCCACUUCUGCCCCUCCCUGGUGUGAAGUGGCCGUCUACGAGCCGCGGGCGCAUGGCUUUCGUCCGGAGGAAGCCUGGGAUCGGAGCCUGGAAGAACGCGCGGAGGACGCCUUCCAAGUGAUGCGGCCAGCCUUUGAGACCCAUGCCUCGGGUGGCGUUUCGGAGGGUGCACCCUUUGGCUUCCUAUCGCAUGGCGUGGGGGGUCAGUUCAUGGCCUUGUUGGCCUACCGUUUGAAGCAGGAAUUGAAUCUGCAGCCAUUGGUGGUCUUCGCCAACGAUGGGCCGCCUCCCAACGUUCCCACUUUGUCGGAGGAAGGCUAUCGCAUGUUGUGCGAAGACGUCCUGGGUUUCUACCGACUUUUUCAGCCGGAUACGGUGUCUCAGUAUGAGAAGAUGGGUGGUGCUGGAAAUCGAGCUGCAGAAGCUCUCAUACAGAAAUGGUCCCGCGGCCUGCGGCUCUUCGAAGAACACGCGCGGCGAGCGGCCCAGCGGGCGCCGUAUCACAAGUUUGAUUGUGAUUUGCACGUGCUGGUGGCCAAGCAUACUGCAGACGCUGACUCCUACAUUGCGCAAAAAGAUCCUGCACAUCUGCAGUACUGGGAGCGACGCAAAAAGAUCACCGGUUCUGUGGCUGAGUCCGGCUGCAACUGGGAUCGAGAAGGCUUCAAGAAAUGGUCUGAGUGGACCACGGAAGACUUCCACUACCACGAGGUGGAGACGGAUCACAUGACCAUCAAAAAUUCCGCGCUCAUGCGAGACAUCGUGUUCAAGGAGUUGGGAGGCUUUUGCGGCAUGGACGACUGA